AUGAAGGUCUUUCUCCUCGCCUGCCUUGUGGCACUUGCUCUUGCAAGACAGACUUCAGAGAGCCUGUCCAACAGCCAGGAGAAACUCCAGAAGGCUAAACAUGUGGAACAGCAACAAGUAGAGGAUGAGCUCCAGGAUAAAAUCCAUCCCUUCAUCCAGUCUCAGCCCCUCACCUUUCCGUUCACUCAGCCCAUCCCCUGCACUCCCCUUGCCCAAAACAUCGUGCCUGCUGCCCAGCCUGCAGUGGUCCCUCCUUUCCUGCCCGUCCUUUCUCCUGAAGUACAAGAAGCCAAGGCUAAGUUAGACACCAUCCUUUCCAAGCACAGCCAGAUGCCCUUCCUUAACUCUGAGACUGUGCUCCGUCUCUUUGACUCUCCAAUCCCCAACCUCACUGAUCUCAAAAACCAGCACCUGGCUCAGUCUCUGCUCCAGUCCCUGGUCCACCAGGCCCCCCAGGCUAUUCCUCAGACCCCUGUGGCCCUCUCUCAGCCCCAGCUGUCUGUCCCUCAGUCCAAGGUGCUUCUUCUUCCCCAGCAAGUGAUCCCCUUUCCCCAGAGAGACAUGGCUAGCCAAGACCUUCUCCAGCUCCUCCAGCUUCUGUCUAACCCCACCAGCCAGUUCCCCGCCACUCAACCUGUGGACCCCGUUGUAAGUCCAACUUUACUCACUUUUGGGUUUCACCCGGGCUGUGACUAUGACGUUAGAAUAAAUGCAAGCUGUAGAGUGAAAUAA
Messenger RNA from Jaculus jaculus (lesser Egyptian jerboa), 732 nucleotides. RefSeq names its product casein beta (gene Csn2). NCBI's taxonomy places the organism in Eukaryota, Metazoa, Chordata, Mammalia, Rodentia, Dipodidae. The transcript is spliced from 5 exons. The record is from RefSeq and is a predicted model, not a curated record. Gene Ontology annotation, cellular component: extracellular region. The coding region runs from base 1 to 732 and encodes 243 amino acids.